Messenger RNA from Prorocentrum cordatum, 1329 nucleotides. The record is from the annotation of a GenBank genome assembly. Lineage: Eukaryota; Dinophyceae; Prorocentrales; Prorocentraceae.
GACGAGGGUUUCGACUUCGAGCCCAGCCCCGUGCCCUCCAGCUUCCAGAUCGUGGCCGACAGCGCGUUCCCAGAGCUGUCCCAGUCUGCGGAUGACUCCGGCUGGCAGGUGACCGAGGCCCGCGGCGUGCUGAUCGUGAUGAAGGACAGGCUGGAGGACGCGAAGGCCCUGUACGUGGUCCAGGAGGAGGAGGAGGACGAGAGCCUCUUCGAGAGCGCGGACGGCACCAAGUGGCAGGACGGCGGGCGCGAGUCGGAGCUCGACCACGGCGGCGGGCACUUCAUCAUCCAUACCGCGGCUCCUUCUGCCACGAUGGGCCACGGCAGUGGUAGCGCGGAGAACUUCGACACGGCGGCUUGGGAGGGACAGCUGGGCGCGCAGGGCGGCACUCGCAACCCUUCUGGCAUCGCAGCGGGUGUUAGAGCAGCGGAUGGCGCCACCGAUGGCGCGAUGCAGAUCUUCGUGAAGACGCUGGCGGGCGCGACUAUCACACUGGACGUCAAACCCCAUGACACAGUCGGCACCGUCAAAUCGAAGAUUCUGGAUAGGGAGGGGAUCCCUCCGGACAUACAGCGCUUGAUCUUUGCUGGGAAGCAGAUGGAGGACGAUGAGCAGCUCGACCAUUACCACAUCCAGCGGCACUCUUGCCUUGAACUGGUGCUCCGCCUCCGCGGAGGGAUGCCUGCGGCCUCUUCUUCCAGGGUUCUUCGACGACAGGAUUCGGAAACGUCAAUGGGUUCUCGUUUGAGGCGCGCUGCCAAAGCUCGCGUUGCCGCUGCUGCCAUGACACCGCCAAAGAAAGGGAACGCCAAGACGAAACGUGGAGCAGGUACCAGAACUUUGUUUUCAAUGGGCAUCAAAAAGGUCAAAGUCGAUUCGGAAGGACAGGUGUGGACGCAGGCUGAGCCCCCGCCCCCGCCACCCACGACAGAGUUCAAGUGCGAGUAUUGCGGCAAGAGCGGGUUCACCAACAAGGCGGGCUUCAUGGGGCACGUGUCCACCGUCCACGCGGCGUUGUUGCGAGAGAAGGCCGAGGAGCAGCGUCGACAGCAACUGCUCGAGCAUCAGCCUUUCGGUUGGGCCCCUGAGGCACUCGCCGCGGGCGACGUCGUCUGGGGCCCACCACCUUCGACCUUGCAGGGCGUCUGGGGCCCACCAGGCGUCUGGGGCCUCAUCGAUGUCCCUGCCCUCGUGCACAAGCGGUCCGGGCGCAUGGUGACGUCGCCACACAUCGUGCAGAAACCAGGCCGCACUGGCACCAAGGGCGUCGGCAGCCGCAACGUACAUCCUAGUGGUUUACGCCGCUCCGCCGACCCCCAGAAGGGGUAA